This is a messenger RNA of Pistacia vera, 2741 nucleotides long. Its product is annotated as vacuolar protein sorting-associated protein 35A-like. The coding region runs from base 106 to 2493 and encodes 795 amino acids. The record is from RefSeq and is a predicted model, not a curated record. The transcript has 21 exons. NCBI's taxonomy places the organism in Eukaryota, Viridiplantae, Streptophyta, Magnoliopsida, Sapindales, Anacardiaceae. Gene Ontology annotation, biological process: intracellular protein transport; retrograde transport, endosome to Golgi. Gene Ontology annotation, cellular component: late endosome; retromer, cargo-selective complex; retromer complex.
CCGAUCCAAAGACUUGACAAGCAGUUGAGGUUCACAGUUUCGUAGUAAGUCAAACGCAACCUCGUUAACAACUAACAAACGUUUUAGAGAGAGAAAGAGAUACCGAUGAUGAUCGGAGACGGCGUCGAAGACGAAGAGAAAUGGCUGUCUGCUGGAAUCACCGGCCUUCAGCAGAACGCUUUCUACAUGCAUCGCGCUCUGGACUCGAACAAUCUUCGAGACGCUUUGAAAUAUUCUGCUCAGAUGUUGUCUGAGCUUAGGACUUCGAAACUUUCUCCGCAGAAAUACUAUCAACUUUAUAUGCGAGCAUUUGAUGAGUUGAGGAAGCUGGAGAUGUUCUUUAAAGAGGAGACGCGACGCGGUUGCUCAAUUAUUGAUCUGUAUGAACUUGUGCAGCAUGCUGGCAACAUAUUGCCUAGACUGUAUCUACUCUGUACAGUAGGAUCUGUAUAUAUCAAAUCAAAGGAAGCACCAGCUAAGGAUGUUCUUAAAGAUCUUGUUGAAAUGUGCCGUGGCAUUCAGAAUCCUGUUCGUGGGCUCUUCCUGAGGAGUUAUCUCUCUCAAGUUAGCAGGGAUAAGUUACCUGAUAUUGGUUCUGAGUAUGAAGGGGAUGCGGAUACUGUCAAUGAGGCUGUGGAGUUUGUACUCCAGAACUUCACCGAGAUGAACAAACUAUGGGUGCGGAUGCAACAUCAGGGACCUGCCCGGGAGAAGGAGAAACGGGAGAAAGAAAGGAGCGAGCUGCGUGAUCUUGUUGGGAAGAAUCUGCAUGUCCUCAGUCAGAUAGAGGGUGUUGACCUUGAUAUGUACAAAGAUAUUGUGCUUCCAAGAGUUCUGGAGCAGGUUGUCAAUUGUAAAGAUGAGAUUGCACAGUGCUACCUGAUGGAUUGCAUUAUUCAAGUCUUUCCUGAUGAGUACCAUUUGCAAACUCUUGAAAUAUUGUUGGGUGCUUUCCCACAGCUUCAGCCAUCUGUUGACAUUAAGACAGUGCUAUCUCGACUGAUGGAAAGGCUUUCAAAUUAUGCGGCUUCAAGUACAGAAGUGUUACCUGAGUUCUUGCAAGUAGAAGCAUUUUCCAAGUUGAACAAUGCCAUAGGAAAGGUGAUAGAAGCACAGGUUGACAUGCCUAUCCUCGGAGCUGUAACUUUAUAUUCAUCUCUUCUUACAUUUACUCUUCAUGUCCACCCUGAUCGCCUUGAUUAUGCGGAUCAAGUACUGGGAGCAUGUGUUAAAAAACUUUCUAGCAACGGGAAACUGGAUGACAGAAGAGCAACAAAACAGAUUGUUGCACUGUUAAGUGCUCCACUGGAGAAAUACAACGACAUUGUCACUGUGUUGAAGCUCUCCAACUAUCCUCAUGUGAUGGAAUACCUUGACAAUGAGACUAACAAAGUCAUGGCAUCUGUUAUAAUUCAAAGCAUUAUGAAAAACAAUACUCAUAUUUCAACAGCUGAGAAGGUUGAGGCAUUGUUUGAAUUAAUUAAAGGGCUUAUUAAGGACUUGGAUGGGACUCUUCAUGACGAGGUUGAUGAAGAUGAUUUCAAAGAAGAGCAGAAUUCUGUUGCACGUCUUAUUCAGAUGCUUCAUAAUGAUGAUCCAGAAGAGAUGUUCAAGGUCAUAUGUACAGUAAGAAAGUAUAUUUUGACUGGAGGACCAAAGCGUCUACCAUUUACUGUGCCACCCCUUGUUUUUUCUUCACUCAAGUUGAUUCGGCAGCUUCAAGGCCCAGACCAAGGCUCUGAUGAGAAUCCAUUUGGAGAAGAGGGAGCAACUUCACCGAAAAAGAUUUUUCAGCUUUUAAAUCAGACUAUUGAGAUUCUGUAUGGUGUUCCAGCACCUGAAUUGGCAUUACGGUUGUACUUGCAGUGUGCAGAGGCUGCAAAUGACUGUGACUUGGAGCCUGUGGCAUAUGAAUUUUUCACCCAAGCAUAUAUCCUUUAUGAAGAAGAAAUUUCAGAUUCCAGAGCACAGGUGACAGCUAUACAUUUAAUAAUAGGGACUCUUCAGAGGAUGCAUGUCUUUGGUGUAGAGAACAGGGAUACUCUAACACACAAGGCUACAGGGUAUUCUGCAAAGCUUUUGAAGAAGCCUGACCAGUGCAGAGCUGUCUAUGCAUGUUCUCACCUCUUCUGGGUUGAUGAUCAGGAUAACAUGAAAGAUGGAGAGAGAGUUCUGCUUUGCCUCAAACGUGCACUAAGAAUAGCAAAUGCUGCUCAACAGAUGUCCAAUGCUACACGAGGCAGCACUGGAUCAGUCACGCUUUUUGUAGAGAUACUGAACAAGUAUCUCUACUUUUUUGAGAAGGGGAACCCACAGAUCAAUGUUGCUGCAAUUCAGAGCUUGAUUGAGUUGAUUACAACUGAGAUGCAAAGUGACACCAACACCACAGAUCCGGCUGCAGAUGCUUUCCUUGCAAGCACCAUGCGGUACAUACAGUUCCAGAAACAGAAAGGUGGUGCCGUGGGUGAAAAAUAUGAGCCUAUCAAGGUGUGACACAGUCGAUGACAAGAAAUCGCUUCUAGAUUUUGCUAUCGUGUGAAGGCUGUGAUGAGUUUUGAUUCAAACUUCUGCAGAUAACUUGAGGGAAUUAGGUUUUAUUUGCUUUGUUCCCGGUUUCUAAAGUUCAGUUCAUGAAACCCUGCAAGCAAUAUUGAAAAUCUCUGUUACCAUUCUGGUUUCACAUAUUUUCUGAUGUAUAAUUUUGCUUUUUCGUUUUACGUAGUUCACUUACUCUUAGACCC